This is a messenger RNA of Bolinopsis microptera, 6916 nucleotides long. RefSeq lists its product as uncharacterized. The record is from RefSeq and is a predicted model, not a curated record. Bases 100 to 5331 code for a protein of 1743 amino acids. Gene Ontology annotation, cellular component: peroxisome. Lineage: Eukaryota; Metazoa; Ctenophora; Tentaculata; Lobata; Bolinopsidae. The transcript has 38 exons.
GUUGUAUUAGUUCUACUCGGAUGAUAUAACUUGAAAAAGAUGUAAGAAAAAAUGUACGCGAAUAAAGCAUAUCCGUGACACUAUGGAAUACUCUGGAAAAUGAACGACGAUGUAGUAGAAGAUGAUAUACCGAAAAGUGAAGAUGUUCACGUGCAUCUGUCGGACAGAUAUCAGAUCAAGUACAACCAUCUCUUGACUUGGUUUCUUCCGCAACUCAAAGCUAAAGAUAGCAAUGUCUUGGUACCACUUGACUCAGGGAUUGGUUGCAUAACAAAUGGAGUGACAGUAGUUGGACAGAACAGUAAACUGAUACUCACGAGGUCUAUGUACAAUGUUGUAAUUGUUCUGGAUAUGAGUGCGAGUAUGUUCACUGUGGACAUGGACCACAAGAAAGUGAUAAUAGAAGAGCUAGAUGAAGCACUGAAGAUGUGUAUAAAGCCUCUCUGUAACCCAGAGAUCCACCCCUGGAGAGAUGACAGGGAGCUGAAACUAGAUGUUACUCUCACUGUACUGGCAUACACUCCACAGUUCAAAAACAGGUUUAUAUCUGUGCUGAUACAAGGCUACCCACUAAGCCCAAACACCAGCGAACAACUAACCACCCUCCUGGCUAACAGAUGCUCACAAAUGCACAACUACAUCAAGUCUAGGUCUGAUCAGGCAGGAUGGAACAUCUCUGAGCAGCACAGUGGGGGUAAAACUGAUAAGUACGGUCUGUAUGGGCUGAUAGGGGAAGUGUUGUGUAUACUGAAACUACAGAGGUCGAGGAGGGAGACUACACCGGGAGAGUGUUCUGAUUAUGAUAACUGUAAAAACGUAAUGAUAAUGAUAACGGACGGGGUUAUAGGAGAAACCCAUCAAGCCAGACAGAUUAUUCAGAAGUUACACGAACGUUCCGCUUCUUGUUCCUUUAUCAGAGUCGGGCCUUACGAUCCAGAACACUACGGGUUUGGCUACAUCCCCAACAUCUCGUUGCUCAGGUUUAUAGCAGAAGCAUCAGGAGGCCAGUACUGGAACUGGCGUAAGAAGCACCGGAUCAAGGUGGAGAGUGUGUUCCAGUGGUCCUUGUUUCGGGACCUUCCGGACACUAGGGGCCUCAUACCGAAAAUAGAUGAGUCUCCUACUCCGAUCCAAGCAUCGCUUAUAUCGACAAUAACAAAGAAGAUCUUUGAAGGGUUCAAGAUUUGUGAUGUGAACAUUCAAUCUCAAGGAUUGGCACCUGAUUUUUCUGGAACAGAAAUCACAACUCUUGGAGUAACAAUGUCGCUCACAUGGCGUAAACGUAUACAUGUCACCUACGAACUUGUUACUGACCUGCCCAUUGAACCUUACAGUGCUCAGAAGAUGCCUAAAGUUAAGGUGACAGUGUGCAGUUACGGAGAUUACGAAGUUAUUAAUGGCAGGUGUGGUGAGGAGGAGAAACACAGAACACAUGUCAAACUUCUUGACCACUUUAAACGGUUUGUAGUCGAACAGCUGAAACCACAUCAAGACGAUUCUUACGAAAAGAGGUGGAUAUUUGAUCUGCACAACUACGCGUACUCAAGCCUCAGUAAGCUCAGCAUCUCUCAAGCCAGUCAGAAACCAUUCAAGAUAGAAAGGAUGGGAUCUGCUCAUAACGACCAAGAGAUGAACCGCUUCAACAAGUUUUGGUUGCACCUGCUGGCCGAGAAAGACUUCAUCGACGCUCACUUUGAUGUUUACCAGCUCAAAUGUUGGCUACAGUUCGACCUCAAUCUCCCUAAAUGUUUGACGGGUCUUUCGCGAUCCUACAAAAACCAAAACAAGGAGUUCCAAAUAUACAGCCGAUCGCAUGGAUUUCUACUAGACGUACUAGUAAAGUGGUGUAAAGCAGCUACUAAAGGUGGUAAAGGAGGGAUCUUGAUAGAGAAAGACGUGUUUAUAAAACUAUACGAGACAAAGUCCAGUACUGAUCCUAAGAAUAGCUUCGUGUGGGUCACAGUGUCUCUGACAUCUUGUGCAUCUAUGUCUAUCUACAUUGCCAUGCACAGGGACAUUCCGUUCAUCGAGCAACAGGAGUUAAGAAAGGAUUUGGUGGAUCAACUGAUGGGUGUGAAGUUCCAGGGAUCUCUGCUAUUGGACAGCAGUAUUAAGGUUGGUCUUGAUACAACUCUCAAGAAAAGAGGCGGUAAUUUUAUUCCCUUUAACCUGAAAGCAGAGUAUGCCUGCCAACAGAUGCCAAAAAAUAUCGACGAUAUGAUUUCUGGAAACCUCGGUCCUAAGCGAGGUGAUCUGUACCUCCACAAGUUGGUCUGCAACUGGAAAACUUGUCCUGAUAUAAACUGUUGCUCUGAUGAUCUUAUAAAGGAACUUAGAAACGAGAUAUUUAACGCUUUGUUCAGAUUGCGAUUACAAGAAGAGUUUCGGCCUCUUAACGUUGGUGGCAAAGUAUUCUCCUGCUUUCAGAUGUUGAAGAUGAAUUCUCUGACGUCAUCACGAUCACCGGACCCAUGCAAUGGAGAAUCGGGCGAAGUUACAUGUUUACUGCAAUAUGUGAUAAAAGUUGAUGAUGAUACCAUGUCAUCAGAGAAGAGAGAUCAGAGGAAGAUAUCUUCUAACUUUACAACUGAGAUAUUGAUCGAGCCUCAAUGGGGUACGUCAUCAGUCAAAUCCGGAAACUUGACAUACUUGGAUGGACUGGAAUUCCAGAAAAUUCCUCCUCAACUGUUUGACAUGGACUUUAAACUCAUCUCUAGUUUGUGUACAUUCGCGACCAUCAAGAAGCUUUGCUCUCAACCUGACAGACACCAGCCUGAAUUCUCCAGCCAGUUUUGUCCUAAACCAACGUCAUUCAAAGAGCCCAUAUCUACACCUGGUCUACCCUAUCUUUUUCUGGUAUCUAACCUCCUCUCUAGAUCUCAUCUCAACGUCCUCAACUUCCCACUCCUAUCUGUCAUUCCCGGCCCCAGUCAAGAAUCAAACCCACAACCUGAUCCUGUAUACUCCACCACCUCCCCCAACAUUUACCUCCUCCGGUGCCUGUGCGAGCUUCUAGAGGUUUAUUACUCCAGGAACAUAGACUUAUGUCAGGAUGAGUUGAGGUUGAUUCGGCUAAACGUUCUAAGCAGGAAGCCCGUGGGAGAGAAGGUCUGGUUCUCUGAAGACAUCCCUGAAGUCCACUGGAAGUGCUUCGUCAGAUUCCACAAAUCAGAAAAGAAGGAGCCGACGUAUGAUAAGACGAGAUUACAGUUUGUUCUGAUACCCGAACCCCCAGAAGAUCUCACAGAAUCACAGCUACAAGCCUGGUUUCCUAGUGGUCGUAUUGAUGUGCUAGUGUUCGACUGUCUUUACAAGAUACUCCUCGGAAGUUUCACUAACCCUCAGCGCUGUUCCUUGGAGAAGCUGUACGCAUGUGACAAUUACAUUGACAAGACAGAAGAAGUAGAAGAAGUGGCCUGUCCUAGCCUGAUAAUGCAGAUAAUAGAGGAGAGCACUUCUACACACAACCCCCAGUCCAUAGAAAAAGCGCUGAAGUUUAAGCACAUCGGUGAGAUCUGUAAAGCGUACGAGAAAUGUUAUAUACUGGGAGUACAUCAGGCUAUAUUAAGUGAUACACCUCUUAAACAAUCAUGUGUUGAUAUUGCCAUAAUGCUUGUUGAGAAACCACGGCUGUUUGACCUUCACGUUAAAAAGGAAAGGAAGCACAUUCCCCUGGCUAAAUACCUGAGUGCUGUUUGUUCCCACGUUUCUGGACAACUGACUUGCUGCCACAAUCCAUCUGACAUCCAAGUAGCACUAAACCAAAGUGUUGACUCCAGCGACAGAGACGUGACGUCAGAAUCCUACAACGCAGAUGUGGAAGCAACACAAGACACCAGCAAGAUGAUAGCAGAAGAGGACACCUCAGCUAACUUCACGCUGCCAGAUAGUAUGGACAGUGAGGAGGAGGAAGAGGAGGAGGAGGAGGAGGAGGAGGAUGAUCUGUCUACUCCCUGUCAGAACGAGGCUCAGUGGACUAGUGUUGUCUCCUCCCCACUCCCUGCAGGGUCUCACAACAUCCCCUCUGAUGCUUACUGUGCGGAGAUUGUGUCCGCUAGUAGUACUGAACUUACUCCUAUUAUAGCUGAUAAAAAGUUCGCUGACACAAUUCGAGCAAUGUCAGCCCAUUGCCAUGAAGAGAAUGCAGAUAUAGAUGAAGACAGCUACAGCGGCAGUGGAAGUGAUAAAGACCCUCACUUCUUUUUAGGGGCCCCACAAUCUAGUGGGGGGUCUGAAUCUGAGCCUCAGUUUAUAAUCAACGAUACUGGGACAUCCAUAACAAGUUCGGGCGGGAUGAAAGAGGAGAGUGACGAGGUUAUUCCGGGAGAUAUUCCCCUAGACAUGCCAUCCAUACAUGUGGCUGUUGAACAGAGCGAAGAUCCGUUAAUUGAGAAGAGAGUCUCCUUCAUUGAGCAAAGAACAUUCUCAGCUGGGUCAGAACACAAUUACCAACCUGUAAUCAACAUUAUCGCCAGCACUCCGCAGUUACCACCUACAGAAGACAAACAUGGACACUCUAUACAAGUGGAGGAACACCGCUCAAUACAAGCCAAGUUUGAUGAGAUUAUAGAUUCCAGGUUCAUCAGGAUCUCCCAGUACAACAAACAUUUCUUGGUUAUGAAGUCUGGAGACAACCCUGAAAAUAUGGACAGUUUCACGACAGAACGACAACCGGUUCUCUUCAUGAAGAUGUCGUGUGAACGAGCGUUCAGCGAAGAACAGAAGAUUCCAGUCACAACUCUUCCCACAUGUGUGAUGGAUGUUAGUGGGGGAAGUGAGAAAAGGAAGAGAGAUGUUGACCUGUGGUUCACUUGUUAUACUCUUCCUGUAGUCGUUCACUCUUCUCCCGUUUACAGGUCUCCAACCCACUCAUUCAUCAACUCCAGACCUCACCGGAGAAAAGAGUCUUACAAAAAAUCUGAACAUUCUUCCAAAACAGCCGAAAAGAAAGGAACAGCUGGAAGCAGUGUCCCUCUGGAGCCCUCCUACUCUGCUAAAGAGGUCGUUCUCUCUAACCCUGACGAUACAGACGAGGGUCCCAACGAAUUUUUUGCGAAUGACAAGAAUAAAGUUAAGCAGAGAUUCAGGGACCAGCUGCCGACAUCAUCAGCGUCCUCUCCAAGUCUUAUUCGUUCCAUAGCGAUCUCAGAUCCAAUAAUCAGACGGAGUAUUCUGGAGGACAUGUAUGAGGAUGUGAAGUGGCUGAUUGAUGAUCAGUUCAUUACUAAUCUCCGCAGAAAGUCACCCGUUACUCUUGACCUUCUUAAACAGGUACUAGACCACUGCAAAGCGUGCCCCGGAAACAUCCCGGAACUGCUGUGCGCACACUGAAGAUCUCUGUUACGUGGACACUUGGGUAGUCAAGGACGAACGAGCCCGAGGAGAUGGAGACAAACAGAGACAUGGCGAGAAAAUGAGACACGACGAGCUCCUGGCUAAAAUUCAGCUCGCUUGGGAGCGUGAACCCUUUAGUUUGUGUCGGAUAGAUAACUUCUUCUUUUACUCGCUGGAUGUCGAGAAUGAGGAGAGAGAUAGCAUGUAUGGAAGGGAGAUAUUAUCUGCUCAGAGCAGUAUUAGUAGUAUGGGAUCCAGACCUUCUCAUAACAGAUCAUCAUCCUCCUCCUUCCCCGAUGAUAUCCCGCUAUCAACAGAGAGCACUAUGAGACCAUGCUCCAAGUUCUGGAUAGUAAUCCAAGUUACGUACACCCACUUGCAAGUAGCAUUCCAAACUUCAGAUACAGGAUACGAGGAGCUGAUAGACCACACCCUGCUUAACAAGAUAGUAUCUACUAUUGUACACCUCAACAAGAUACAGAACCAAGAGUUCCUGUUGCAUGAGAUUGUUGAGAGUAAACUUUGUCCUAAAGAGCUCCUUCAUGAUCACACGCCUCAACCUCACGGUGAAGGGUACAAUAACACGUACGUAUGUGGCGUGGUGCACACCAUAGAGGUACAACUCUGGGAUAAGGACGAACACGAGGGAUUGAGGGACAUUAAGGAGUCUCUCUUCAACUUCAAGUGUGAUAAUGCUGAUGAGUUCGUCUACUUUUACCGACAGGAUGCUGCUAAGGACGACAGAUCUACAUUCUACUUCCAACUUCCUGAAGCUUCAAACAAACCUGGAGUAAAAUCAAAGAAGCUUUGUAUAGACGUACGCGGCUUACAGCCUCCAGAUCCAGACAAACAGAGCUCCUUCGACCACUUUGUUCAACAGAAGCUGGAGGAGGCAAAGUUAGAGGACAUAGCUCACAGACUCAACAGGAACAGUCAGGCUAAACUUACCGCUGAGGAGGUGUCCUUCCUGAGCAACAAGAACUGCAAGCUGUACAAGACCAUGUACAUUAAGAUUCCUCCUUAUGUUUACGAUUUUUUACCUCACUUCUGGUUCUACCUCGAUCAGCACUUAGUUCAGCAACAAGAUCUGUUCUGUCCACGAUACGAUUCUAACAACGACAAGAGAAUACAUUUUUCUAAUGAGAAAACAGGGGAGGUUGAGAACACACGCGAUCACGAGGUGUUCAUAAAACUGCUGAUAAAACUUAUCGGAAAUAGAGCUGGUCAUCACGAUGGUAGAUACACAGGAAGAAGUCACAUGCACAAAGAUCCUCUCUUCCAAAGCCUGCUCCUCGUUAACAUUACCAUAGUAGGUCCAGAUAACCAGCCUGUUGAUUUCAACAAGAGAUGGUUUAACCACAGGUCCCCUGUGUUUGAGCAGGGAGGGUACGAGCCACCAUCUGCUAGACAAAACGAGGAUAUCAAACCUUCUCUUAAACAAGACGACAAGACAAGAUUAAGCUUGAAACUACGUAUAAUUGAGAAGCGUAAAAAAGCUGGUUCAAGUCAGAAGUCAGACAGAGAGAUCGAGUCAGCCUUGUAUCAAGCCGUGCAAGCAGCUUACAUCAGCUUACUGUUAGAG